UCUGGUUGACCUGACUCGCGUGAAGUCGUGGUAGUUAGUAGUAACUAGUUACUGAAUUGCCACACUCGACGAACAAAAUCCUAUUCACACGCCAAUCUUAAUCGCAAUCACCAAAAAUUACGCCAAUCAAUAUCAUGAAACCCUAAUUAAAAUUUCCAUAACCAGAAUUGAAUUGAAUCCCAUACAGACACCCUCUCGACUUCCAUGGACCCCAAAUUCAGGCGCGUCGGUUUCGAACCCGACCCGAACCAAUCCCAAUAUCCGCUUACUGUGCCCCCGCCACGUCUUCUCUCCGAGAGAACCGCCGCCGUUCCUGUUCCGGAGAUAGGGUUCCGGCGUCAGUUCCCGGGAGAUCGAAUUCCGAUUGGGAGUUACAACCCUUCCCUGGCGCUGCUCGGAACCUCGCCAUCAGCGGCGUCCACGCCUACUUCCGAGUAUCGCGAUGGCGACGGAGAAUUCUCCGAGGAUUCCUCCGGCUGGUUCCUUCGCAGCGAAUCGAGUUUUGCCGUCACAGAGUUCGAUUUGCCGGCGAAGCCUCUGGAAAAUUCCUCGGAGAAUUGUUUAACCGGGAGUGUGAAUUCGAAAAAUGUAGCCGGAUCCAGAGCCGGAGCUAUAGCCGGAACCACCGCAGAAAGGAUGGAAGGAACUGCCAAAGAAGAACGCAACGAUGUGCCCUCAAUUUCGAAGCCAGUUAAGGCAAACACUACGAAGGCUGAGAGACGAGCCUUGCAGGAGGCACAAAGAGCUGCAAAAGCUACUUCUAAAGUUGUUCUGUAUCCAGCUGAUGGCAGAGCAGAACCUGGUAAAGGUGUGAAGCAGUCUUCCGGGAAGAAAGAUGGACCUCCUGUAACAUCUUCGACAGCUGCUGACAAGAAAUCAGGUGGUCGUUCUUGGGAGAAAGAGAGGAAAAAAGAUGUUCCUCCUCCACGUAUGCAAUUUGACGACAAAAGUAGAGUUGAAAAGGCCAAAAGGCGUGCAUUAGUCAAUCAAACUGAAGCUGUAAACAGAGUUGAAUUAUUUCGUCAUUUGCCUCAAUACGAAUAUGGUUCUCAGCUUCCUAAGCUUGAAUCAAAGCUUUUCCAAAUUGAUUCAGUGCAUCCUUCUGUGUUCAAGGUUGGAUUGCGUUACUUGGCAGGAGGUACAUCUGGUGAUAAUGCUCGUUGUAUUGAAAUGCUCAGAGCCUUUCAAGAAGCAAUCAGAGACUACUCUACUCCUCCUGAAAAAGCUCUUGUUAGGGACUUAACUGCAAAAAUUGGUAGUUAUGUUUCAUUUUUCACUGAAUGCAGGCCUCUUUCUAUUAGCAUGGGAAAUGCAAUUAGAUUUGUAAAGAGUCGUAUUGCCAAGUUGCCUUUAAGUCAUUCUGAAUCUGAGGCAAAAGCAACUCUUUAUUCUGAUAUUGAUCGAUUCAUAAAUGAGAAAAUAAUUCUUGCUGCUAAGGUGAUAGUUGGACAUGCUGCUACAAAGGUUAGGGAUGGAGAUGUUCUUCUAAUAUAUGGAUCAUCAUCUGUUGUGGAGAUGAUUCUUUUAUAUGCUCAUGAGCUUGGGAAACAGUUCCGUGUUGUGGUGGUAGAUUCGCGACCAAAGCUUCAAAGUCAGGCCUUAAUCCGUAGGUUGUUGGCAAAGGGAGUCGAUUGUACAUAUACUCUAAUAAAUGGUGUUUCUUAUGUCAUGCAUGAAGUCACACGAGUUUUUCUGGGAGCUUCUGCUGUUCUAUCUAAUGGAACUGUAUAUUCAAGAAUUGGGACUGCAUGUGUUGCUAUGGUGGCUCAUGCAUUUCAUGUUCCUGUAUUGGUCUGUUGUGAAGCUUAUAAGUUUCACGAAAGAGUCCAACUUGAUUCAAUAUGUUCCAAUGAACUAGGUGAUCCCAAUGCUGUUGCCACGGUUCCUGGAAGAAUGAAUGUAAAUUAUCUAGACAAUUGGACCAGUGAAGACAAUUUGCAGAUUUUGAAUUUGAUGUUUGAUGUCACUCCUUCAGAUUAUAUCUCAGCAAUUGUUACAGACCAUGGAAUGGUCCCUCCGACAAGUGUGCCCGUAAUUGUACGCGAAUACGGUCGAGAGCACUUGAUUUAGACUCUCAAGUUUUGGCCCGCAAUAAUUCUAAGUUUUCUAUGUGCUUUAAAAUUCUUUUCUGAUUAAAAAAAUCAAUCAUGCUACAUGUACACACAAAAAUCAGCUACCAAAUUAGCUACUCAUAUAAAAUAUAUGCUAGAUAAUAAAUACAUAUUGAAAAUGAUUUAAACAAUAUGUAUAUUUAUGUACAAACACAAUGACUGAUUUGGUGGUUGAUUUUUAGUGUGCAUAACUGCAUAUAAUAUUUUUGUAAUACAAUUUAUAUCAUGUAAUCUUUUCAUCUUCCAAAGAUCAAGGAGAUCUGCGUAUUCUUUCAAUAGUUACACAUUCUUUUUAACAUACUUUUAGGUCAACUGAAAUUUGUUACCCUUAAAUUGUA
Messenger RNA from Arachis ipaensis, 2449 nucleotides. NCBI's taxonomy places the organism in Eukaryota, Viridiplantae, Streptophyta, Magnoliopsida, Fabales, Fabaceae. The record is from RefSeq and is a predicted model, not a curated record.